Messenger RNA from Aedes albopictus (Asian tiger mosquito), 1298 nucleotides. RefSeq names its product fatty acid hydroxylase domain-containing protein 2-like. The transcript is spliced from 3 exons. Gene Ontology annotation, cellular component: endoplasmic reticulum membrane. Lineage: Eukaryota; Metazoa; Arthropoda; Insecta; Diptera; Culicidae. Gene Ontology annotation, molecular function: iron ion binding; C-4 methylsterol oxidase activity. Gene Ontology annotation, biological process: sterol biosynthetic process. The coding region runs from base 180 to 1091 and encodes 303 amino acids. The record is from RefSeq and is a predicted model, not a curated record.
GCUUGGGCGCAGCGCAGUACAGUUCCAGCCGUUCGCGCAGCAACUGGCUUUACGCCAGCCACACUCUCGGGAGAGAUCGUACGGAAGUCGGACUUGAAAUCAGUGCGAAGUUUCUUUAUUUUUCUCGGUGAAAUACUUGUGGAACAGAAAGUGAACCGCGCCGAAUUGCGCACAGCAAGAUGUCGCUGGGAGUGGAGAUCUUCGACCUGCCGGCAAGGCACUUCCAGGUGUUUUGGGGUGCCUCCGGUGAUCUGUGGCAGUCCCUGUGGGAUCGAGUGCUGGAUGUAACAGGUGACGACCCGUUCCGGCUCUGGAUCUUGGGAACCCUCAUCUACACCAUGACCCUGUACUGGACCAUCGGUUCGAUCUACACGCUCCUGGACGUCACCAACCGGCCGGCCUUCAUGCGUCGUUUCAAAGUUCAACCGGGCACCAACGAACCCGUCGACAACGACCGACUCCGCCGCGUCAUCCAGCAAGUCCUCUUCAACCAAGUCUUCACCGGCCUUCCGAUGCUGCUGGGCCUGUACCACCUGAUCACCCCACAAACGCCGGAGCUGAUCCGCAAGCUGCCCACCUUCACCACCGUCCUGUGGCAGCUGGCCGUUUGCAUCGUGAUCGAAGAGCUUGGCUUCUACUACAGCCACCGGUUGCUACACCAUGGGCGUAUCUACCGCUUCAUCCACAAGCAGCACCACGAGUGGACCGCGCCGAUUGCCAUCACUGCGAUGUACGCCAAUCCGAUCGAGAACUUGAUCAGCAAUCUGCUGCCGAUAGGAGUGGGCGUGUGGUCCACUGGAUGUCACAUCUCAGUGGCCUGGCUGUGGUUCACGAUGGCCAUCUCGAAUACGCUGCACGUGCACUCGGGGUAUCACCUGCCGUUCCUACCCAGUCCGGAACAGCAUGAUUUCCAUCAUUUGAAAUUCAACCAAUGCUUCGGAGUACUGGGAGUUUUGGAUUGGCUGCACGGCACAAGCAGCAUGUUCAAGAGCUCGAAGCAGGCAGAACGGGACUACAUCAUGACCGGGUUCAGGCCGGUUCGAGAGAUUCAUCCCGAUCAGGGUCAGGAAGGAGGCAAGAAAAUCAAAUGAACAAUCAAAUGAAGGAAGUGAGUAGCUCGAAGCAACAACGGAAGCUCGAUGGAAGGCUGAAAAUGACACAACAAGUCAAUGCAAUUGGAAAAAUGACAAAAAAAGUGCUUUAUUGAUAUUACUUAGUAAGUUGAGCGUUUAUUGGGAUACCAUUUAUCUUGAGAUGAAUUUUAUGACACAGUAAUAAAUAAUCUGAAAAUUUUAAAA